CACUCCUGCUUCAGGUGAAGCAGCACGCGUUGGGUUUCUAAAGAGGAAGAGCCGGAGCAUGUGACUUUUAACGUUACCUCAUAAAUAUCAACCAGGAAAACCAGGCGGGGUGGCUCCAGCGCAGAAGCGGCGAUGAGUCCGACUGAUCGAGGAAUGAUGUUGGGCAGCCUGCUGUUCGUCUCCCUGUGGGUCGGGGCAGCAGCCAUGUUUGACAGCAGGCUGGACGUCCACUGGGAUCUGUGGAAGAAGACACACGAGAAGAAGUACCAAAAUGAGGUGGAGGAUGUGCGCCGCAGGGAAUUAUGGGAGAAGAACUUGAUGCUCAUUACCAUACACAACCUGGAGGCCUCGAUGGGGCUUCACACCUACGAUCUGAGCAUGAACCACAUGGGAGACAUGACAACAGAGGAGAUCCUGCAGUAUUUUGCCACGUUCAGUCCUCCCACUGACAUCCAGAGGGCACCAUCUCCCUUUGCUGGGACUUCAGGCGCUGAUGUACCAGACACCAUGGACUGGAGAGAGAAGGGCUGUGUCACCAGCGUCAAGAUGCAGGGUUCUUGUGGCUCCUGCUGGGCCUUCAGUGCCGCAGGGGCCUUGGAGGGCCAGUUGGCCAAGACAACGGGGAAACUGGUGGACCUCAGCCCCCAAAACCUGGUGGACUGUUCAGGCAAAUAUGGCAACCAUGGCUGCAAUGGUGGCUACAUGCACAGAGCCUUCCAGUACAUCAUCGACAACCAGGGCAUCGACUCCGAUGCUUCAUACCCCUACAUAGGACAGUCACAACAGUGCCGCUACAACCCCAUGUACCGCGCCGCCAACUGCUCCCAGUACAGCUUCCUGCCCGAGGGGGACGAGGGGGAUCUGAAGCAGGCGCUCGCCACCAUCGGACCCAUUUCAGUAGGGAUUGAUGCCACACGGCCCAGAUUUACUUUCUACAGGAGUGGUGUGUACGAUGACCCGACCUGCACCCAGAAGGUGAACCAUGCGGUGUUAGCUGUGGGCUACGGCACCCUGAACGGACAAGACUACUGGCUGGUAAAGAACAGCUGGGGAACUACAUUUGGAGACCAGGGAUACAUCCGGAUGGCACGCAACAAGAACAACCAGUGCGGCAUUGCUCUGUUCGCCUGCUACCCCAUCAUAUAGCUGCAGAGGGAACUGAACUGAAUGUGUUGCAAAAAUAAGUUCCUUCUUUGUUUUAUGUAUACAGUAUUUUUACAGUUUAAAUUCACAUUGAUUAUAACAUUCAUCUGCUUUGUUCUUGAAAUUCCUUUUAAUGCACCUUUUACGACGAAAAAUGGCAAGUCUUUAUAUACUACUGUUAACAUCAUUGAACCUGUCUUGUAAGAUUGUGUGCUUGUAUGUGUGUGUGUUUGAAUCUGUAAUAAAGAGACAGAUGUACUCCUU
This is a messenger RNA of Siniperca chuatsi (mandarin fish), 1407 nucleotides long. RefSeq names its product cathepsin S, ortholog2, tandem duplicate 1 (gene ctss2.1). Lineage: Eukaryota; Metazoa; Chordata; Actinopteri; Centrarchiformes; Sinipercidae. Gene Ontology annotation, biological process: immune response. The coding region runs from base 133 to 1146 and encodes 337 amino acids. Gene Ontology annotation, cellular component: lysosome. The record is from RefSeq and is a predicted model, not a curated record. The transcript has 8 exons. Gene Ontology annotation, molecular function: cysteine-type endopeptidase activity.